Drosophila suzukii is the source of this 6803-nucleotide messenger RNA. RefSeq names its product DNA polymerase zeta catalytic subunit (gene PolZ1). Gene Ontology annotation, biological process: double-strand break repair via homologous recombination; translesion synthesis. Gene Ontology annotation, molecular function: DNA binding; DNA-directed DNA polymerase activity; nucleotide binding. NCBI's taxonomy places the organism in Eukaryota, Metazoa, Arthropoda, Insecta, Diptera, Drosophilidae. Gene Ontology annotation, cellular component: zeta DNA polymerase complex; nucleus. The record is from RefSeq and is a predicted model, not a curated record.
GUCACUCUAUUUGGAAUUGAAUCUUUGCUGCGCGAAAACAUUUUGGUUUGUUUUAUAAAUGUUUGCAAAUGGCAGCUGCAGCAGAGGGAAUCGAUGGCGUUUACUCGGUGCGCCUGGUCAUCGCGGAUUUCUACAUGGAGAAGCCGCAGUUCGGCCUGGAUCCCUGCUACUCCGAGCUGCGCGGCAAGGAGAUCAAGCGGGUUCCAGUGAUUAGGGUGUUCGGUGGCAACUCCAGUGGCCAGAAGACCUGCAUGCAUGUGCACGGUGUGUUCCCCUACUUCUACAUUCCGUACGACAAGAAGGACUUCGAGAGCCUUGAGCGAGGUAUCCUUCAGAUUGCAAUGCACCUGGACAAGGCCUUAAACAUAUCCCUGGGCCAGGGCAGCUCCAAUGCCCAGCAUGUCUUCAAAGUUCAGCUGGUCAAGGGCAUACCCUUUUAUGGCUACCAUCGCGUGGAGCACCAGUUCCUCAAGAUCUACAUGUUCAAUCCCCGCUUCGUACGUCGCGCCGCCAAUCUUCUCCAGAGCGGCGUCAUUUUGAGCAAGAAUUUCAGUCCGCACGAGUCGCAUGUGCCAUACAUCCUGCAGUUUAUGAUCGAUUACAAUCUAUACGGGAUGAGCUACGUGCAUGUUCCGCUGGAGGUGCUCAAGUUCCGGCGCAAUCACGAGGAUGAGGUAAUACCCUAUUCAAAUGUCAAGCCCGCCCAGCUGCUGGACAUCAUAAGCGUGAGGAAAGUGGCCUGCAGUGCCUUAGAGGUGGAUGUCAGCUCCAGUUUCAUACUGAACCGCUUCCAGCUAGUGGCCAAGAGCAAGGGCAAUCACACCAAUCCUGGCAUCGAGGCGAUCUGGAAUGAUGAGAACCUGCGUCGCCAGAAACUGGUUGAGAAACACACAGCUGCUGGGGAUGAGGAGAAGGUCCAAGCGGUGCCUGUUUUGCAAUUACCGCCUACGCAAGAGCGUCACCAAAUAGAAGUCGCCGAGAGCGAUGUCUUCUACCGCACCGCUUUAGAAAGCAAGCUGAUGACACUGGAGCAGUCUACGUUGUCCGAGCAAACCUUGUCGGAUCAGACAACCCUGGCUAAUGUCACCAUGCAGACCACUUUGCCCGGCAGCAAGGAGCAAAGGCGUACUUUCAAUCUGCAAAAACUUCUAGCCAACGCCGUUUAUCCCGAGGAAUGCUCGCAGGAUCAGCAGCAACUAUUGGUUAACGCUUCCUUCAUACAAAACCAUGUAACCUGUGGUAACGGCAACAAUGUCAGCUUAUCUACCCCGACGAAUGAGUCUGAUUACUUGGACGAUACUUUGGUAGACGAGGAGCUUAUCCUCAGUCUCACACAGCCACAUGGAGCGAUGCCCCACGAUGCCACCUUAAGGGAAGAGGAUUUGGAACUUUUGGAUGCCUUGCAAGAGCUGGAGGAGCAGAAUGAUAAUGAACCUCAUGUGGACUUGGACAGCUCUUUGGCUCCUUUGUCGCAGCUUAAAACCUACGAUCUUACGCCUGAGCUGUUGGACAAGGAGACGGCAGCCGCUGCUGUGGGCUCGCAUGCUCUCUUUGACGAGGAUUGUGGCUCCGACGAAGAUGCGGAUCAGGAAAACCGACAUGAUUUCUCCAUUGCCCUUGACGAUGUGGAUGAGCUGCUACUUAAGCUAACUCAAAGCCAGCCGAAACCUCCGGAACCGAAACAUCGGAAAGCAUCAGAUAAGUUGCCGCAAGUCGAUGGCGCUGAUGAUGGCAUACAGCGGACACCUAAAAAGUUAAGCAGCUCCAAGCCAAAGGGGAGUCCUCCCAAGACACCCACCACACCAAAAGGACAGAAAAGCCUGUUGAAAUCCCCUCGCACUCCAAAAACUAGUGCGGCCAAGAAAUAUGCUCCACUGGCACUGACUAUUGGGAGCAGUUCAGCAAAGAAAACCAACGUAGAAAGCACAGGAAAAACGCUGAAUCCCCGUCUCAGUUUGCAGCUUGAUCUAGGAACAGGAACACCGGGAAUACCUCGGCCAGAAAUCCCUCUUCGCAAGAAACUAGCGUUGACGGAGCUGCGACGAAAAAGUGUUGAGGAAAACAGUUUCGUUCAACUAAGAAACGAUUGUACUCCUCUUCGGAGUACCAGGCGAUCAACUCGCAACCUGGACAAAACACACAUUAUUUGCUCCCUGACUCCGCGGGAUAGGAACCCCAGCUUAUCCGACAUGUUCGAAACAGCAGAUGGCGAGCAAAUACCGACAGAAGAAGAGAUUAAGAAGCCACGAAGAAGUACUCGUCAUCAGGCAAAGGAUAUUCUAGUCAUGGAGGAAACUAAAGAACCAAAACCCAGUAAGGGAAAACCACGCAAGUCAGAAAGCAAGGCUUUGAAUGACAUAAAACCACGCCGAAGUGCUCGCCAUCAGGAGAAUUCGACUAACACCGAAGAUAACUUUAGUGAAAUAGAAAAAACAAAGCCCCGAGCCAGCACUUCUAGUCGGUGUAAAGUUUUGAAGAACCCUAUACUUGAAUAUGAUCCUCUAUCUGAAAGCUCCGUAAAAAAUACUGAUAAUGGAACUGUGGAAGUAGUACCAGAAAACCAAAUUAUAUUAACUAACUCAAAGGAGAUUCUUAAGCAAAAUCAAACAAAUAGUUCCAAGCGGUCUAAAGAUCUCAAAACAAGUCCUGAAAACAAUGCAGAUGAGCUUAAUAAAAUAAUUGCAACGAAGGCUGCCGUUUCAAAACCAGAAACUCCAGGAAAAUGUGAAAAUUUACAAAAUGAUCUUAAUCUCCAGGAAUUACCUGUUACAUCUUCUAGCCACUUCGCAGGAAGCGAUAAUGAGGCCAUCGAAUCUGACACGGAAAGCGAUAAUAUGAUCCCCAAACUGCGUAAAACUCCCAACUUGAGGCGAUUGCGAAGAAGCUUUCGUUCGGAGUUAUUAACAAAACAGCUAACUCCCAGUUCAAGCAAAGCACCACCUGAAAUCCAGACAACGCCACAGUUGAGUCCCAAGAGCAAUGAAAGCCACACACCGGAGUUAAUGAGAAGUUUCUACGAGCACUCGAUGAUUGUAGACAGUCCGUCCGUCUUUAGUGACCUGUUAGAUAGCCCGAUGACGACUUUGGAUUCUCCUCAGCCCGUUGCUGCUAGUACCAAUAACAACUCCUUUGUGAUUGCUCCGCUGGAGCUGCCUCCAUCAUACGAUGAAGUGGUUCGCGGUUGCCGCAAGAUGGACAUACCCGAGUACGAGUUCCAGAAGCCUUUCUACAGCAAUCCCUCCGAUGUGAGCAAGGUGACGGAGGUGGGCUUCCUAGUGCUACACAUCCCGGGCAACAAGCUCAAUGACUGCGAGCCAUUCCAGAGCGUCCUGGGGAAUGAUCGUGGGUUGGCCUCCUGGCGGCGUCAGCGACUGGUGGCCAUCGGUGGCCCAGCCAUGUUGCAGCGUCACAGGGGUGAACAAAGGAUGCGAGAGUACUUUAGCACCAAGCAGAGGGUGGCAAUCGAACCUGUACAGCGUGCACCCACCUGGCAAGAGGCCAAGAUCUGGCUGAAGGCCAAGGAGCUGCUCCGUCAGCGCGAGGAACCCAGGAAUCCAGGUGCCGACAUAGACAGCCCCAUUAAGAUUAAACGCCAGAAGAUCACCAUGAUGCUGCAGGCGGAAGAAGGCGGCGGUGGGAGUGGAGAUGAAGAUGCUGGUGAGGAUUUCGAGUGCAGCCUAAGCCUCACACCCUUGUCCCAAGCUACGGAUAAAGCGAAGGCAACCCCAAUAAGUAGCAAGGCUAAAGAAUCGGCUAAGAAACGCAUAAAACGAGGAACCAAGCUGAAUUUCAAGGAGUGCGUGGAAGAAGAACCAAUCAGCUCGCAGUCCAGCGAGCAGAGCGUCUCCAGUAGCGCUGCCCAGGCUGAGCUAGAGCGGAGUUCGUUCCUACGCCAGUUGGAGGUCAGUAGCCAGCCGAGGCAGCACGAUCUCAGCUUUGGACUCAGUCACGCCACAUUGGACAACACGUUCGGGUUCAAGGUUAAUUUGGAGAACCUGCAGCAGGCCAAGGCGGACAUUGAUUGCAACCACCUGACCAUUAUAACAUUAGAGGUUUUUGUGUCCACGCGAGGAGAUCUUCAGCCGGAUCCGAUGUAUGAUGAGAUGCGCUGUUUGUUUUACGCUAUCGAGCACAAUUUGCCGGAUGAAAAUCUACCCAGCAAAGCCUGUGGCUAUAUUAUGGUAAAUAACGACCAGGACUUGCUAGGUGAAGGAUGUAUUCAUGGUCUGGAUCGGGAUAUUGAAGUGCAAGUGGUGGCAAGUGAGGCGGAGGCGUUUGAGGCGCUGCUGGCCUUGUGUGGCCGUUGGGAUGCGGACAUAUAUGCCGGCUACGAGAUCGAGAUGGCCUCCUGGGGCUUUGUGAUCGAUCGGGCUAAGCAUCUGUGCUUUAACAUAGCUCCACUGUUGUCACGCGUGCCCACGCAGAAGGUUCGGGACUUUGUGGACGAGGAUCGGGAGCAGUUCACCGACCUAGAUGUGGAAAUGAAACUAUGCGGUCGAAUUCUACUGGACGUGUGGCGGCUGAUGCGAUCGGAGAUCGCCUUGACGUCGUACACCUUCGAGAACGUGAUGUAUCACAUUCUGCAUAAGAGAUGUCCCUGGCACACGGCCAAGUCGCUCAGCGAAUGGUUUGCCUCGCCCUGCACACGCUGGAUAGUAUUGGAGUACUACUUGGAGCGGGUGCGUGGCACUUUGGCCCUCCUGGAUCAGUUGGACUUGCUGGGACGCACCAGCGAAAUGGCCAAGCUCAUUGGCAUCCAGUUCUACGAGGUGCUGUCGCGUGGAUCGCAGUUUCGCGUGGAGAGUAUGAUGUUAAGAAUCGCCAAGCCGAAAAACCUGGUGCCACUCUCGCCCAGCGUCCAGGCUCGAGCUCAUAUGCGGGCGCCCGAGUACCUGGCGCUCAUCAUGGAGCCGCAGUCGCGAUUUUACGCUGACCCCCUGAUCGUGCUCGACUUUCAGAGCCUGUACCCCAGCAUGAUUAUCGCCUACAACUACUGCUUCUCCACAUGUCUGGGUAGAGUGGAGCACCUGGGCGGUAGUUCACCCUUCGAAUUCGGGGCCUCGCAGCUGCGUGUCCCCCGACAGAUGCUGCAGAAGCUGCUGGAGCACGACCUGGUUACCGUUUCGCCCUGCGGCGUCGUCUUUGUCAAGCGGGAAGUGCGCGAGGGCAUCCUACCGCGCAUGCUUACCGAGAUCCUAGACACGCGGCAAAUGGUCAAGCAGUCAAUGAAACUCCACAAGGAUAGCUCAGCUCUUCAGCGGAUUCUUCACUCCCGACAGUUGGGCCUCAAACUGAUGGCCAAUGUCACCUAUGGUUAUACAGCUGCCAACUUUAGUGGCAGAAUGCCUGCGGUAGAAGUGGGUGAUUCGGUUGUGUCUAAGGGUCGGGAGACUCUGGAACGGGCAAUUAAACUAGUGGAGACCAAUGAGGAGUGGAAGGUGCGUGUCGUCUACGGCGAUACGGACUCCAUGUUCGUUCUGGUCCCUGGUCGAAAUCGAGCUGAAGCCUUUCGAAUCGGGGAGGAGAUUGCUCAAGCCGUUACCGAGAUGAAUCCGCAGCCAGUUAAGCUAAAGCUGGAAAAGGUCUAUCAACCCUGCAUGCUUCAAACGAAAAAGCGCUACGUGGGCUACAUGUACGAGACUGCCGAUCAGGCGCAACCGGUUUACGAGGCCAAGGGCAUUGAGACAGUGCGGCGGGAUGGCUGUCCUGCGGUAGCCAAGAUGCUGGAGAAGGUGUUGCGCAUUUUGUUCGAAACUCAGGACGUCAGCAAGAUCAAGGAAUACGUAUGCCGGCAGUUCACCAAGCUGCUUUCGGGCAGGGCCAACCUGCAGGAUCUGAUUUUCGCCAAGGAAUUCAGGGGUCUUAAUGGUUACAAACCCACGGCCUGUGUGCCAGCAUUGGCACUUACAAGAAAAUGGAUGCAGAAGGAUCCACGACAUGUGCCGCGUCGCGGUGAGCGCGUACCCUUUAUAAUAGUCAACGGACCGCCGGGCAUGCAGCUCAUCCGCUUGGUACGCAGCCCACACGACAUCCUGGCCAAUGAGGGUCACAAGAUCAAUGCCAUUUACUACAUCACCAAGGCGAUAAUUCCACCGCUGAAUCGUUGCCUGCUGCUGAUCGGUGCAAAUGUCCAUGAUUGGUUUGCCAGUCUGCCGAGGAAGUUGCUCAUGACGCCGGCUGUGGGAACAGCCAACGAAUUGGCCGGUGCAAAAGGCGCCAAGUCCACCAUUUCCCAGUACUUUUCCACCACCAGCUGUGUGAUCGACUGUGGUCGCCAAACCAAGGCAGGCAUUUGCCCAGAUUGCCUGAAGAACGCCUCCAAAUGUGUAGUAGUUCUCUCGGAUAAGACAGCCCGUUUGGACAGGGGCUACCAGCUAACGCGGCAGAUCUGCCAGGCCUGUUGCGGACGUCUGGGUAAUCUCCAGUGUGAUUCCCUCGACUGCCCAGUACUCUAUGUGUUGGAAGGAAAGCGUCGGGAACUCCAGCAAAUCGAACACUUUCACAAGUUGUUGGAGGACCACUUCUAAAGCCAACACAAUAAACUACUCAUUUUUAAGGGAUGUUUAUAUAUUUUAACUUGCGAGCUCGCUUACAAAAGUUAAAAUUACAUUCAUUGCUUCAGCCAGUGUUUCUAAACAUGUACAUAGCUUAUACACUACUUUUAUGCGUUUGGGUGAUUUCUGUCGUGUGUAAUACUAGAGGAAUUGUUAACUAUUGAUAUUGUUUAAGUUUAUCGUGUUGUGAUUGUUUUGUGAGCUAUGAGCAUGCAGCCAAUAAAUGAGUGUUGUAAUGUUUACUUAAAA